UUGGGCCCCGGAAGUCACAAGGGAAGGACUCCAGUGGACGAGGACGACCGCAUCGCCAAGCGGCACGACGAGGCGUACGAAAAAGUGCAAAGCGAUUCCGACGUGUUUGCAGCCGACCAGGCAUCUACAAAGGAGUUUUUCGGCGACUUUCUAUCGACAGGCAAUUGGCACUCUGCCUUGGGCGCAGCCGGUUUGGGUGCGAAGAACUUGGUCGAGGAGCACGUACUAGGCCGCAGUCUAUAUGGAAUGCCAACCGGACGGAAGCGUGCAAAUAACUGGGACGCAAAUCCUACAGCACCAAAACGAGCCAACGAGCAAAUGCCCUCGGAGGAGGCAGCGGACGCCCCCGCAACACCUGGGGGAGCAGGUGCUGGAAGUGACCAUCCGUCUUCAUCCGAGCGGGUUCAGCAGAUUUUGCGAGUACCUCGCGACCACGGAGUGGUCUCAGUGUUCCUGACAGCAAGAUUGUCACCACUUGGGGCUACUCUAUGCUAAAGACCUCGCUUAAGUAUGACAAGGAAAAAACGUUUCCCGGUAUCGUAACAAGUCUGUCACGUUUACCCGUUGACCGCCCUUACCUUUACAUUCCUCACGGCACUUACUUGAACUUUCCGGUACACACAAAGGCACUGCAGUGCUCUGUGAAGGUGACUCCUCAUGGCUUGCGUACCCCUUGGAAGACGGGCUCUUCGGUCGUGCAGCCAGUCAAUUCGGAUAUGCUGGUUUAUGGCCUCGCUUCGGUUGGCUUAAACCAUCACAUGGACACAGCCUUGUGCCGCAUCACGCAUGGGGCACCACAGAACUCUAUGAAGCCCCAAACUAUUCGGCCAUUUACAGCACAAGACCACGCCGAUUUGGCCAAGAGCUACUGGGGUCUUAAUUUAGACCCGGCAAUAGAAUCACAACUAACGGACGAUACCGACAACAUCCCAACAAGCAUGGGCGCACCCCGCCACAACUUUGCCUACAACUUUCUUCACAUUGAAAACACUUCACCCCGCUUGACUAAAUUUGUCAAUCAGUUUCCGUUCAAGGCUCAAGUGGGCACUCCGAUACUAAACUACGAGCACCAGUUUACCAACGCCUGGCUUCGCAUGGGUCCUACUUAUACUGCUGGCAACGAACUACUCACUCAUUCACAACUUGGUCUACCCGCAGACGUGGCAACUUACACAACUAGCAACCUCUCUCACGUCGAAGCUAACCCUCAGGAUCCCGAGGACAACAUUGUAAUGCGUUUCCGGCCAGACGAUUUUAACAAGAGACACAUCAAAUAUCUCGAUCCCCUAGAAAAGUCUUCGUAUCGCCGAGGUCUCGCGCCCAUGUCACUCGAUGCUAUUCAACCGAGUCUCGGCUUUGGCAUUAUGGCUGUAUCCAAGUCAAACAAAGAUGACCUUGGCAGCACUGACAAGUUUCAGGAUGUCACUGCAUUCUUUCAAGUCGACACGGAACUUGUAGUACACAGUAACAUAGACACUAUUGCAAGCAACAAGGUAAUGCUACCCUCUAGUGCCGGUCCAUACCUGCGCCACACGCGCAAACACAUCAAGACGAAUCCCAGCGGUCUGUCACGCCAUGGUCGCCCUGCCCACCUGACCAACACGGCCGAAGACAUUGCCAACUACGAGGCAGAAAUUGUGCGCCUUGCAGCCGAGCAACGGGGCGAACCCGUCGCCAACCAUGCUCCCAAUCUGCGCCCUGCACGAUCAUUGACUGUACCAUUUCCGCCAAAAUAAAAUAUUUUUUAUUCCUCUUGUCUUGCUAUAUAUCUUUCAUAUACAUCGAGUGGCAUGUCUUCGACACGUUCAUUCAAAAAUUCCUCUUCUUGGAUAUAUCUUUCUAUUAUAUCCAUUUCUUCCUCCAUUUCUUCUUCGUCCAUUAGUUCUUCAUAAUACAGCGGUAGUAAUAUGGCGCGAAAAUUGAAAGGAUUUGCGCCCUCUUGUGGCAACGUCGCUUCAUCUCCUUCAGCUGGAACCAUUUCUGAAUCCUCCUCUUCUGGCUGCAUAUACACAAUUGUAGUUGUAGUUGUCGUCGUUUUAACUCUGAGAGUGUUUAAAAUAUACUAUAUGUAUCUUUUUCUGAUGUCUUGGAUGCUGUCUUGGAACUGCUAAACUUUCAGUUUGACGACA
Molecule: messenger RNA, 2129 nt
Organism: Dermacentor andersoni
Lineage: Eukaryota; Metazoa; Arthropoda; Arachnida; Ixodida; Ixodidae
Source: RefSeq, a predicted model, not a curated record